AUAAUCAGAAUAAAGGUCAGUUGUUGCUGAAAAGCCAGAGUGUGGAGCUAAGAUGAAGUCCUGCCUUUAUCGGAUUGAACCUGACUGAGCAGAUCCGAGUCUGAUUCACGUCUUCAGAUCUGUCUCCAUCCAGCCAUCUAUCCAUUUGUCUGUGCUGAGGAGAAAUGGAGCUUUGGCCGCUUCAGGUGUCACUUGAAAGCCCCAGAGAUUCAGACACACCCUUGUCAACCAGUCACAGAUCCAGCUCUGUUAACGGCACCAGGGAGCCUGAUGGUGUCACCUUCUUCAUCAUCCAGGGCCUCUCCAGCCUCGGUGACAGACAGAUGAUCCCAUUUGUCAUCCUGCUGCUGGGUUACGUCAUCAUCCUGGGAGGAAACAGCAUGAUCAUCUUUGUGACACUGACUGAUCCAAAGCUCCACUCUCCCAUGUAUUUCUUCCUCGCCAACUUCUCCUUUGUGGACAUGCUUUUUACCACCACCACCAUCCCCAAAAUGCUGGCUGGCUUCCUCUCAGAUGUGUCAGUCAUCUCAGUUCCAGGCUGCUUCCUUCAGCUGCAUUUUUUCAUUCAGCUAGGUGUUACCAGCCGUGCCAUCCUGACUGUCAUGGCAUAUGACCGCUACGUGGCCAUCUGCCACCCUCUACACUACACCUCCAUCAUGACCCGACGUGUCCAGCUGUUGCUUAUUGCAGGAGCCUGGGGCUUCAGCACCCUGUACCCACUGCCGGUGACCAUCUUUGCCUUUCUACGACCUUAUUGUGGUCUGAAUGUGGUCAAGCAUGGCUGGUGUGAUUUGUCAUCUGUAAGGCGUCUGGCCUGUGCUGACACCUCAGUGGAUAACAUUGUGGCCCUUUUCUUUGCCACAUUGUCUCUACUGAUCCCAGGCGUCCUCAUCCUGACCUCCUAUGUCCUGAUUGGCAUUUCCAUAUCAAAGAUGGGUGUUGGUCAGAGGCUGAAGGCCUUCAGCACAUGCGCUGCCCACCUGACUGUGGUGUCCAUCUCUUUCAGCUCAAUCUCCUUUGUUUACAUUUCCUACAGGGUGGGAAACUUUACACUAGAGGUUCGUAUCAUUGUAGCUCUGAUGUACGCCGCUCUGAGUCCUUUCCUGAACCCAGUAAUCUACAGUCUGAGGAACAAGGAGCUGCAAGAGUCCAUGAGAAGGACUUUGAUGAGGUUCAGGCCUGCUACUGUUUCAGCCAUGAAGGUCGUCAACAUAGCAUCCUGACUGGGAAGGAAACCCGCCUCUCUGUUUUCUGGACACAAGAAAAAAGAAAACCUAACAUUCAGGCAAUUUAGGGUUCAAUCUCCUGAAAUAGAUUACAGUGCUAAGCUUGUGUCUAAACUUCAGGCACAAAGCACAUAUGGACGUGUGCAGCAAUGUUUUGUGAUUUUUGUGACCACAGACACAGACGUUAAUCUUUUUUUCUGCUAUAGUCAGUUCUGGCCAUCAGUUGGUAUUAAACAACACACUGAGCUUCAUUAACAGUAUCAUGAGAUGCAUUCAAGUACAUGAUCAAAAUUCAGUCUGCUGAAAUUCAUGUUUUACUCACCCUAAUUUCUUCAAGCAAGUACUGUUUCAUAAGCUAGCUUUCAGCGUUUAUGCUUCACCACUUUGUUCAACCACUGUUUCACUAGCAACUUUAUAGCAUUAUUGGCCAUUCUUAUGGAAAUUUAGAAAUGAAGUGAAGAACACAAGAUCAGUCUUUGUGACAUUUAAUUAUAAGCCCCUGCAACAAGACAGUGCAUACAGAAAGCAGAGGUCUCCACAGGCAAAGACCAAAGUACAGCAUGAGAACUCCCUCUUUAUAAAAUAAGUAGACAUAACAUGAUGUCCCUGCAUGUUGAACACUAUGCUCUACAUCCCAACUGUUGUACUCAGAUAAAUAUUGUAAACUCAAUGGUCUCAAAACUUAUCUGACAAUAGUUUAACCAGUAUAAAACAGAAAAAGCAUCUUUCAGUUAACAUUACACUUGAUAGAAUUUCAAUCAUACCACAGGGUAUGUACCAUAUAUAUAUUUAAUUGUGAUUAAUAGCAUGAUUGUAAUUUAUUGGAUGUGUGAUUAUCACUCAUGUUUUAUGAUGACCCUCGGGCUGCACUGUAUUUUGGGAAAUCAGUGACUAGCAAAAAAAUCUGGUGACUUUUUGGAAAGAGUUUAUCUACUGACUAUGCAGGAGAGUUGCAAGGGCAACUACGCAACACUGGAGGACGAUGAGUCUCCACAAUGUGACUGUGUGAAGAGAUUUAUGU
Monopterus albus (swamp eel) is the source of this 2247-nucleotide messenger RNA. Its product is annotated as olfactory receptor 10J4-like. Gene Ontology annotation, cellular component: membrane. Gene Ontology annotation, molecular function: G protein-coupled receptor activity; olfactory receptor activity. Lineage: Eukaryota; Metazoa; Chordata; Actinopteri; Synbranchiformes; Synbranchidae. The record is from RefSeq and is a predicted model, not a curated record. Gene Ontology annotation, biological process: G protein-coupled receptor signaling pathway. The coding region runs from base 165 to 1223 and encodes 352 amino acids. The transcript has 5 exons.